This is a messenger RNA of Chionomys nivalis (European snow vole), 987 nucleotides long. RefSeq names its product homeobox D1 (gene Hoxd1). Lineage: Eukaryota; Metazoa; Chordata; Mammalia; Rodentia; Cricetidae. The transcript has 2 exons. Gene Ontology annotation, biological process: regulation of transcription by RNA polymerase II. Bases 1 to 987 code for a protein of 328 amino acids. Gene Ontology annotation, molecular function: DNA-binding transcription factor activity, RNA polymerase II-specific; RNA polymerase II cis-regulatory region sequence-specific DNA binding. The record is from RefSeq and is a predicted model, not a curated record. Gene Ontology annotation, cellular component: nucleus.
AUGAGUUCCUACCUGGAAUACGUGUCGUGCGCCGGCGGCAGCAACGGAGGGGUAGGCGGCGACGUGCUCGGCUUUGCACCCAAGUUCUGCCGCGCCGACGCGCGUCCCGUGGCCCUGCAGCCCGCCAUCCCCCUGGGCAGCGGCGACGGCGCCUUCGUGAGUUGCUUGCCGCUGGCCGCCGCCCGGCCCGCGCCGUCGCCCCCCGCAACCCCAGUUCAGCCUCCGGGACCACAGUCCUCCGCGCCCCGGUACGCGCCCUGCACCCUGGAGGGCUCCUACGAGCGGGGCACCGCACCUGCCUCUGUGCCUGCCACCGACUACGGUUUCCUGGGGUCCGGGUCGGCGUUCGAUUUCCCGGGCGAUCUCGGGAGAGCGGCUGACGACGGCGGGGCGCACGUCCACUAUGCCACCUCGGCGGUCUUCUCCGGGGGAGGAUCGUUCCUGCUCAGCGGCCAGGUGGACUUCGCUGCCUUUGGCGAGCCUGGCCCCUUCCCCGCGUGUCUCAAGGAACCAGCGGACCGCCAUCCCGGACCCUUCCAGACUGCGUCCCCGGCUCCCGGCGCCUGUCCUAAGCCCGCCUCUCCCACCUCCGGUCUCCCGGCCUUCAGCACUUUCGAGUGGAUGAAAGUGAAGAGGAACGCCCCCAAGAAAAGCAAACUCUCCGAAUAUGGAGCCGCAAGUCCCUCCAGCGCCAUCCGCACGAAUUUCAGCACCAAGCAACUGACAGAACUGGAGAAGGAGUUUCAUUUCAAUAAGUACCUAACUAGAGCCCGACGCAUCGAGAUAGCCAACUGCUUGCAGCUGAAUGACACCCAAGUCAAAAUCUGGUUCCAGAACCGUAGGAUGAAACAGAAGAAAAGGGAACGAGAGGGGCUUCUGGCCACAGCUGCCUCUGUGGCCUCUCUUCAGCUUCCUCGGUCAGAAACAAGUCCCACUAAAUCUGGCCGGAGCCUAGGAAGCCCUUCUCAGGCUCAAGAGCCGUCCUGA